GAAUACAACCCUAAUAAUUCCCUCUCAUUGCCUCUUUCUCUCCUGCCUCGUCUCUCUUCUACUCUCUUGUCGUCUUCGUUCGAGAGCCUGAAAGUACUUUGGCAAUCUUCAAGGCAGCCGAGGGUUAUAUAAAGGAAAAAAUUUUGGUUAAAGAUUGGCAUUCUAUAUACAGCAACGUUGUACUCUUCUAUGGAAGAAAACACAAUACAAAGCAUGAGUUUAAAUCAAAUUCAAGAUUGAAGGAGGAUUUAAGGUAAGGUUUAUUUUUCUUCAAUGCAAGAAGUAAUUCAAAAAUUCGGUUUUUCUUCAAUUAUAUCGUUUACUAAUUUCUUUGUUAAGGUGAACAUUGAAAGGUAGCAAUAUACUUUUGCUAUUUGUUUGUAUUUAAUUGAGUUUUUAGAUAUUGAAUGCCUUAAUUAAGGAAUAAUUUUAAUUUACGUGCAAAUAAUGAGUUGAGUUAAUAAUGUGGAGUUGAUUAAACUGGAGAGAGGUUAUCAAUUAAUUAAAGGGAUUCUAUCAAAUACACGGAGUCAAUUGUUGUUAGAAAUCGAUUGUUAGAAUUGCAGGAAUAAUAUGAUGAAUUUGUCCUGUUUUAGUAGUGUUUUAAUAUUGUGGAUAUUUGAUUAAUGGGCUGAUGUUGCUAUUACAUGUAUGGAAAUCUUUACACAAAAAACAAUGUUGCUAUUAGUGCCACUCAUACCCAUGCCGGCCCAGGGGGUUAUCUUCAAUAUUUUGUAUAUCUUGUAACAUCCUUUGGUUUUGUGCGCCAAUCCUUUGAUGCCCUUGUUGAUGGCAUUGAGCAGAGCAUCAUACAAGCACAUGAUAGUCUUCAACCUGGAUCAAUAUAUGUGAAUAAAGGUAGUUCAACAAUGGGGAACGCAUCUGUGCAGAUGCAAACUGCAAGUAUUUCUCUUGAAUCCAUGGUGAAAGAUUUUGCAACAGAUGGAGAACCAAGAGGAAGAAAAGAAGAGGACAACCUUUGAAAAAAACAUAAGGGUUGUCCAAGGGUUGGUUCCAUUUGCACAUACAAGAAGGAUAAGUUCAGCAACUCAGUCGUAUGUUUGGCUGACUUGUUUUGCAUGGUGGAAGCAUGGCUGACGCUGAGAAUUGUUGAAUAUAUUAGCUGUUUCAAAGUGCACUUUUCUAUCGAGAACUAUUGUAAUGGAAAUGGAGAAGAAAUUGGCAAUAAGAUGUUACUUAUUCUUUCUCACGUACACCUUUGGUUCUACAAUUGUUGUCUUCGAUGCCUAAAUGUUUUUUUCUGAUUUAGCUUUAA
This is a messenger RNA of Olea europaea var. sylvestris, 1276 nucleotides long. Its product is annotated as neutral ceramidase 3-like. Gene Ontology annotation, cellular component: extracellular region. NCBI's taxonomy places the organism in Eukaryota, Viridiplantae, Streptophyta, Magnoliopsida, Lamiales, Oleaceae. The transcript has 2 exons. Bases 648 to 983 code for a protein of 111 amino acids. Gene Ontology annotation, biological process: sphingosine biosynthetic process; long-chain fatty acid biosynthetic process; ceramide catabolic process. The record is from RefSeq and is a predicted model, not a curated record. Gene Ontology annotation, molecular function: N-acylsphingosine amidohydrolase activity.